Molecule: messenger RNA, 462 nt
Organism: Auxenochlorella protothecoides
Lineage: Eukaryota; Viridiplantae; Chlorophyta; Trebouxiophyceae; Chlorellales; Chlorellaceae
Exons: 1
Coding region: 1-462 (153 amino acids)
Source: RefSeq, a predicted model, not a curated record
AUGUUCGUGGGCCCCGCUGGCGGAACAUACCUGCCCCUGGCCCCAGGGUCCUUCCCGCAGCACGUCUUCGGCACGCCGGGCGUCGACCUCGGCGGCGGCGGCGGGUCCGCGCUGGACCUGGCGCCGCCGCCGGGACUGGGGCCGUACGGCUACGUGGGGAUGCCGCUGGCGCCGGGCCCCGGGCAGCAGGCGGCGUUUGCGCCCCAGCACGGCGCCGCCCAGGGGCUGCCGGCCGACCUGCCCCUGCUGCACAUGGACGCGCCCUACCCCCUCUACACCGGCGGCUUUGGCUACCCGGGCAUGGCGGGCGGGGCCAUGGGGCCCGGGGGCGUGGGGCCUCUGCCCCCCGCGCCCAUGCGGCGCCCCCUCCCCAUCACCACGCCUGAGGGCGAGCCUGCCCAGGUGCCCCAGCCCGGCAGCCGCCAGGCGGGGCGGCGGUACUCGACCAGCACCCACGUCUGA